Trichobilharzia szidati is the source of this 2649-nucleotide messenger RNA. NCBI's taxonomy places the organism in Eukaryota, Metazoa, Platyhelminthes, Trematoda, Strigeidida, Schistosomatidae. The record is from the annotation of a GenBank genome assembly.
AUGAGCGAGAGCGUUAAGGUUAUCUGUCGUGUAAGACCACUUAAUGAACAAGAGAAAGCAAAUAAAAGCGAGGUUGUGGUGUCAUUCCCCGGUGAUGGAAACACAACUGUAUCUAUUGGGGGUAAAAUCUUCAGCUUCGAUCAUGUAGUUCAGCCGAAGGCAUCUCAGUUAGAGGUGUAUGAAGUUGUGGCCAAGCCCAUUGUUGUAGAUGUAUUGAACGGGUAUAAUGGGACAAUAUUCGCCUAUGGUCAAACUUCAAGUGGAAAGACUUUUACCAUGGAGGGUACUUUAGGUGACCCAGACUUUGAAGGUGUUAUCCCGCGGAUAGUUCGAGAUAUAUUCAAUCAUAUAAACCAAAUGGACGAAAACCUGGAGUUCCAUACUAAAGUUUCUUACUUUGAAAUAUACAUGGACAAAAUCCGUGAUCUCCUUGAUGUGUCGAAAACAAACCUGCAGGUCCAUGAAGAUAAAGAUCGAGUUCCUUACGUGAAAGGUGUCACGGAAAAGUUGGUUUCCACUCCAGAAGAGGUUUUUAAAGCCAUUGGCGAGGGGAAGGCUAACCGUCAUGUGGCCGUGACGAACAUGAAUGAGCACAGUUCUCGAAGUCACUCAGUACUCCUGAUCAAUGUUCGACAGAAGAACUUGGAAACUCAAAAGAAACUACGUGGGAAACUUUAUCUUGUUGAUUUGGCUGGUAGUGAGAAAGUUGCGAAGACAGGCGCUGAGGGCACUGUAUUGGAUGAAGCCAAAAAUACUAAUAAAUCACUUUCUGCUCUUGGUAAAGUGAUCAAUGCACUUGUAAAAGGAAAUCCUCAUGUUCCUUAUCGUGACUCUAAAUUAACCCGCAUUCUUCAAGAAUCUCUUGGAGGUAAUGCAAAGACCACUAUGGUGAUCUGUUGCUCUCCUGCUGGUUGCAAUGAUACCGAAACGAAGUCCACCCUAAUGUUCGGCAUGCGAGCUAAGACCAUCAAGAAUCUGGUAUCAGUGAAUGUAGAAAUUACGGCUGAUGAAUGGCGUCGGAGGUACGAGCAGGAGAAAGAGGAAUAUGCCAAAUCACGCGCUAUUGUAAGUCAUCAGAAGAGUGAAACAGAACGUUGGCGAGCAGCCUGCAUUCUGGGUUUGGCUUGGGCAAGAAAUGUUGGAGAUGAACAGUUGCAGUUGCUUUAUCAACAACUUGACGACAGGGAUGAUGAAAUAACUAAACAGGUUGAGACAAUAUGGCGUCUUCAACAGCAAAAUGAAGAGCAAGACAUGAUGAACGAUUCUCUGGGGAAAGAACACAAAGAAGACUUGAAAGAAAUCACAACUCUUCAGUCAAGCAAAGAUACAGUGAAGGAAGUCCUGCAAGCCUUAGGAGUAUUAGCAAUAAAUUAUGACCAGAAGGCUGAAGGAAUUGAUGCAAAAACGAAAGAACUUGAAGAGGCUCGAGCAAUUUUGCUACAACAAACUCGUUUGAUGCAUAGUAAAGACGGUGAAUUGUCACAGUUGGAGGAUACACAUCAAAAUCAGAAGAAAUAUACUGAAAUGAUGGCUAGCUUGUUGAAGGAUCUAAUUGAUGUUGGUGAAUGCUUGAAUGCUCAAAUCACGAAACCAUCUGUUGGUUCUGAACGAUUCGAUGAAGAGUUUACUGUUGUUCGUUUGUAUAUAAGUAGGAUGAAAAGUGAGGCAAAAUCACUGCAUUCACGUGUACGUCAAUUGGAAGAGGAACGUGUACAACAUGAACAGUUAGUGCGUAAGAGCGAAGAUGAAUCUAAAGAUCUUCAAACACGACUUCAUGCUUUUGAAGUGAAAGUUGGCACACUAAGCGAUAAAAUUGACGAGUCAGAAUCAUGUAAGCGUCAAUUGCAGGAGACAGUGGAUAGUUUAAAUGCGGAGUUGGCAAAACUACGCGCUAAUGAACAAUUUAUCGCCGGGUCUGGUCAACAAAAUGAACAAAUAUUAGCUGAUCGGUCAGCCUUACGAACAAAAUUAGGUAAAAAUUUGAAACGAAAAUCAGAGGAUUUUGAUGCUCAGAUGAAAUUUUUACGUGAUGAAUUAGACGCGAAAAAGAGGAAGUUGGAAGAAUAUAAGGAUGAAAUCAAUAAUUUCAAAAUCCAAUCCGAGAAAUCACAAGAAGAGGUGAAACAGUUACGUGAAGAAUUGGAAACAAAGACUAAACGGCUAGACACAUUCGAGAGGACAGCUGAGAAAUGUGAACAGGCUAAACAAGAUCUACACGGUCUAGAAGAGAGAGUUACCGAAGAACUAGAAACACCUAAUUUACGACGGUCAUUCAUCCAAUAUCCUAAUAGUCAAGCUAGAAAGUCUGCAAAUCGUUUGAAUGCACCGACAGCGGCUGAAAAAGCUGCAGGUAACCAGCAAGACGGCAAUAUGGCCAGUCAACAACAACAACAAAUCUUCGAAAGUAUAUUGUUAGAUGAUGAGGACGAUGAACCAGGUCAUGCUGGUUCACUGGCUCAAGGAGAGACUACCUCCUUCCCUGAAGAAGAACUAGACAAGUUGAGAAAAAACAAUGCUAUGCUACGUUUCGAACUUUUAAAAACGAAAGAACGUCUUAAGUAUACUCAGGUGCGUGAACAGUGCCUAUGGAAAUUGGCUGAGGAAGAAGAUUGGCUUCAUCGUAAACGUGAUUUAGAACGUAUUAAAUAG